Messenger RNA from Lactuca virosa, 1260 nucleotides. The record is from the annotation of a GenBank genome assembly. Lineage: Eukaryota; Viridiplantae; Streptophyta; Magnoliopsida; Asterales; Asteraceae.
AUGACCGAUGAUGGUGGGGUCGCCUACUAUGAAUCGUGGAGAAGAGUCAAAGAGAAAGGUGGUGUGGAGAUGAUCUAUUGCUUUUUACGUUUAAGCGUCCCACACCGCCUUCGUUUCUUCUCAAAUCCCAACCCCACCGCCCAUUUCUUUAUCUAUUAUUAUUCGAUCUCUCCAGACACUUCUCAAUCAAAAGCUGAAAAGGAUUUAAAAGAGUACAAUCAUUAUAAUAAGACUUCAAACAAAACAAAGAAAGAAAAGAAAACAUGUCGAGCACUGAAGAGGCGGAUGAUUAUCAAUCGAAUGGCAUCGGUUUCAAGGAGUGAAGCAGAGGUUAAAAGAUCGAUCCAGGAAAGUUGCUCAAACGAAAGAGAAAACGAAGGAGAUCUUGUCAAAACAAGCUGUUACUCCUUUUUAUGGGUGUCUUUUGGCUUCGGGGGAUUUUGCUUUAUUUUGGGUGCAAGGCCACAAGAUAUCCGAUACGUCUACUGUUUGAUCUAUGUCACCUUUUUCCACUUCGAUGGAUUUACUAUCGAUAUAAAAAUGGGAAUUACCUUCUGGGCCACUAGCAUGGGCAUUGAUCGUUGGCGUUGUAGCUUAGUGUUUAGUUCUGUGGACAAACUCGUAAGCGUCCCUAUACAUCUUUUACCAGGGGUGGUGUUUUUUACUAUACGAUGGUGGGACCCGGCUUUUUUUGAAGCUAUGCAUCCUGAAGGAAACUGCAAUGAGAGCUUCAUGGCCUUAUGUGGGAAACAAAUCAUUCCUGUGGACAUGGCUGUUUACUGUCCCCUUAAUUGCCUACAGUCUCUGGCAGGCGUUGUACUUUCUGAUAGUGUCAAUGUCCUUCGUCGUCAGAGGGAGCUUUCGAAAAAGGCACAGAAAGCGAACAACUGUGUGUGGGAGUUAAGUGGUUUGCUUGGGGACCAAAACCUUUCGGCGACAGUAUGGAACGGAGGUUCGUUUUUAUUAGAAGUUAUGCCUAGACAAGUUGUUCUUAAGGAGAAAAGGAAACAAAACGUGGUGCAGCCUGUAGAAGAAAAUCAUCAGCAAGACUUGGAUCAUGAAAAAAACCGAGUAAAGAAUCCGAGGAGCGUUGCCUUCGCCAUUGCUAGACUCGGAGCUUGUACUACUACUACUACUGCGCUUCUCUUGGUUUCAGAUUCUUGGGGUUUUGUGCUGGGUAUUAAGUUUGGUGUCAAAAUCAUUGAAUUUAUUUUCUCUUGUGGCGAUGAUAGGCUCGGGUUCCUUCUUGGUGCCAUGUAA